Messenger RNA from Haliotis rufescens (red abalone), 1571 nucleotides. RefSeq names its product protein catecholamines up-like. The record is from RefSeq and is a predicted model, not a curated record. Gene Ontology annotation, cellular component: membrane. Gene Ontology annotation, molecular function: zinc ion transmembrane transporter activity. Lineage: Eukaryota; Metazoa; Mollusca; Gastropoda; Lepetellida; Haliotidae. The transcript is spliced from 3 exons. Gene Ontology annotation, biological process: zinc ion transmembrane transport; intracellular zinc ion homeostasis. Bases 30 to 1433 code for a protein of 467 amino acids.
ACGUACACAAACUCGUGUCAGGUUCCAAGAUGGCUGCUCCCAGUGUGAAAUCACGUUACCGGCUGUUAAUGCUUUCAGUGUUAAUUUUUGGGUUUGUUUUGACUAAUAUCAUUAAUGCACAUGGACAUGGUCACGCUCAUGACCACGGACACGCUCACGAUCAUGGACACAGCCACGACCAACCGGCUUCUUUCAAAUACAGCAAGCAGGCAAACGAACAACAGGAAGAUGCUCAUGGGGGCCACGGACACGCUCAUGAUCACGGGGGACAUGGACACGCCCACGACCACGGGGGACACGGGCACGCCCAUGAUCAUGGAGGGCACGGCCACUCUCACGGGGGUGGACAUCACGAAGAUCACACAGAGGAAUACAAGAAAUGGGAAGACGCGAGACCUAAGCCCCCAAAAGCGAAAGAAACAGACUGGCUCUUAUGGCUCAAAGCCAUUGGUGCUACAGCAUUCAUAAGCGUAUCACCGGUUUUCAUAUUGCUUGUGAUUCCUCUCGAUAACACAUCCGAACAUGAGUCGCUGCUGAAAAUAUUGUUAAGUUUCGCCUCGGGUGGUCUCCUUGGUGAUGCCUUCCUUCAUCUUAUUCCACAUGCAGUGUCCCCUCAUUCUCACGAUGGGGGUGACCAUGGUCACUCGCAUGAUCACGGACACUCGCACGAACAUGGUGGACAUAACAUGUCGGUUGGAUUGUGGGUACUUGCUGGUAUAAUCGCCUUCCUCAUGGUUGAGAAGUUUGUCCGAUUUAUUAAGGGGGACGGCCACGGCCACAGCCACUCCCAUGCCCCAACCCCUGCCAAGCCAGUGGAGAAGAAAAAGGCAAAGACAAGUGAUGAUGAGGGGGAGAGCAAGACGGAAGAGAAGAAGAGUAAAGGAGAGAAAAAAGAAGAUAAGAAGGGAGAGAAAAAAGAAGAUAAGAAGGGGGAGAAGAAAGUGGAGAAGAAGGAAGCUGUUAAGGAAGACUCCGAGCAAGGGGACAUCAAGGUGGCUGGCUACCUUAACCUGGCCGCUGACUUUGCCCACAAUUUCACUGAUGGUCUUGCUAUAGGUGCUUCGUUCUUAAUCAGCCAGAAUGUCGGUAUUAUCACCACCAUCACCAUAUUCCUGCAUGAAAUACCCCAUGAAAUUGGAGAUUUUGCCAUCCUUGUCCAGUCUGGUUGCACAAAACAGAAGGCCAUGAUGCUUCAGUUUUCUACAGCAAUAGGCGCCAUGCUGGGGACUCUUUGCAGCUUAUUUGCCGAGGGUAUCGGUGAUGUUGCUACAGCCUGGAUCCUCCCCUUCACAGCAGGGGGCUUCAUCUACAUCGCCACUGUGUCUGUUAUACCUGAACUACUUGUGGACUGUAAGCUCAGCCAGUCAAUCAAAGAAAUUGGAGCCUUACUUGUAGGAGUAUAUAUGAUGGUUUUGAUUGGUCAAUUUGAGUGAUUGACAGGUGUCUUUAGCCAAUGACUGGUACUCGUUCCUAAACAACUCAGGUUGUUGAUAAUGGAUUUGAUGGAUCUGUGUUACAAUGGUUUCUGUAGAGUUUGUUAUUUUGAAAAGAAAUCAUAAACAAGUUUACAA